UCUAAAAAAGUGGAGUGGAAGAAUAAUAUUUUUUUGGUAUGUAAGAUGAAGGAUUCUACUGAAUUGAUACCUUCUCUUAUCUCCUUCUCCUUAUUGAUCAGUUAGGACUUGUUAUAGGUGAUUUCAGCCAUGUCAUUUAUCCCCGAUUCCUUUUUUGUUUUCAUUUUUUUUUUUGUUUAUUUUCUUGUUUUGUUGAAUAAAUUAGUCUCUCUUUAUAAGAGUUUCUUGAGACCCUACUGGCUAGUACGACAUAUUUUAAUCAUUGUUUUGGAAAUCUCCUUACUUCCCUAUAGGUUUUGUGAGUAUUGUUUGUUUGUCUUUAGGUAUGAAAAAUUAUUCUCAUUAGUUGAAGUUCAAAACUAUCAUCACAAAUGUAUUAGAAAUUCGGAUGCGGUCAACAUGACUCGAUCAAGAACAAUCUUCCUAAACUACAUCAAAAUGAUAGAAUUACUCAUCAAUAACUGCUUGGUUCGACAAAUACAAGGAGAAUGCACUAUAUUGUUUAAUCAGAUUGAUUGUAGUUUUUUCAAAAACGAAUUUAAUUUAAUCUUAUUUAAUUUUAACUUUUUUUUUUUAAUAUUUAAUUUACGUUCACCGCGGGCCGUCUACAUUCGGUAAAUAUCAAGCAAUUAAAUCUUGGGCCGUCUACAUUGACCUUCAAUUAAUGAAAUUUUUUUUUUUUUUUUAAAACAUCAUAGGUCCAUGGGCCGUCUACAUUCGGUAAAUAUCAAGCAAUUAAAUCUUGGGCCUGAUCUCAUAAAUUGAGUUACCAUUAAAUCUACCGAUAAUCUUAGCUAGUAUAGUAGUAUUCAUUCUUUUCAACUGUUAUUAUUAGUUCUGAUUUCUUCCCGCAAAAUUUCGAUCACCGGAAAUUAACAAUGACGUUCACCGCUGAAUUCCACCGAUUGAAUUUUCUCUCUCCUCUACUCGAAUUCACCCCCAAAGACAAGUCAAGAUAUGUUAUGCAAUUCAUCUACCCGAGUCAAAGAACUCGGUGGCUCGGUACCAGCGCCGAGUCGACUCACCCCGAGUUCUCCGCUUCCGAGAAUGCGUACGAGGUUCUCGGAGUUCCUGAGAAUAGUUCGUUUGAUGAAAUUAAGGCGUCAUUUAGGAAGUUGGCUAAAGAAACGCACCCUGACCUCGUUUCUUCCUCGGACACUGAUGCUGCCGAUUCGAAACGUUUCGUCCAAAUUCUCGCUGCUUAUGAGAUUCUGUCAGAGCCCACUAAGAGAGCCCUUUAUGAUCAGUAUCUGCUGAGUACAAGGCACAUUGCACAGAAACAUUCAAGGGAUGAUUCAAGUUAUCAUAUGUAUGCUACAUACACAACCACAACAAAGCAAAUGGAGGUCGUUGAAUGGUUGAGGUGGUAUAGAUAUGCCGUGAAAGAUAUAUUAUCAGAGCGAAGUUUGCCUGCGGGGGCUGGUUAUUUUGAUGUGCUUCAAAGAGAAUUUUAUUCAGCCGUACAUUCGGCAUAUUUUGGUCCUGAAAUACAAUCUGUGGACCUUCUUCCUGAUAGAUUUGAAGCUGAGGAGAGGUCUGUAUGUGAAACACCAGAGGUGCUGCACUUGGUUUCAGGGCGUGAUCUUUUCGGGAUUGUCCGCAUUGCUGAUGAUGUUCUUGAAUUAUCUGAUGUUUCUUAUAAAUAUUUGACCACUUCUGAAGUGUAUCUAAAUUUCUCUAAACCUGGUAAUAAUUCAGGCUGUCGAACAGAUUUUGCCAACAAAGCAGCUGCUGAUUUGUCUCAACAAAAUAUGAAUGGUAUGAGAUACCAUGUUUUAGAUGCAUACAAGGACUUGGAGUUGCAUGUAUGUGGGAGGCUAGUAGCUCUUGCAACUAGAGUUCCUCCAAACGACUCUUCUGUUGAGAAAGAUUCUUCUGGCCAGAUUGACGAGGAAACUUGCCAAGAUAAAAUACAUGUUUUUCUUAGCUCACAUGAAGAACCAAUGCAUGUCAACCGUCAGUCCAAGAAAAGAAUCUCACAUGGUUCAGUUUCAGAGGUCCUCUUGGGUACAAUAACUGGGCUAGGGACUAACCCUGAUGAGAGCUCUUGCUAUGUAUACGAUAGCAGUGGCUCAAAAACUCAUGUGAUUCUCAAGCACAGGACACCACUGGUGAAACACAUGCACUGGUUUCAGCUGGCAGAUGAAGUAUCUACGUGUGAAUGUAGAUGCACCAGGGCUCGGUUGCCACCUAGCAAGUUUUGGCUGUUUGAGCCACGCUGUAGCAUGCAUGAUAUUGGUGGUUGGUAUGUGGAAACUUAUGGACGGGAUAGGAAAAACCAAACUGUUCCAUCACAAAGGUGUUGGGAUGGCUGCAACGCUUAUCAAGAUUUUGAAAAGAGACUCCACCCUGCUGUUUAUUUGCUUGCUCUUGCAUAUAGGACUCUUGAUAUAGAAAAUGCGAGGAGAACAAAGCAAACUUUCUGGGAUAAUGCUGGUGGAAAACUAUUCAACAUGCUUCACUGGUGCAAGAGAUUUGUUUAGGGGUGAUAAGAAUUUAAGCUUCUUGGUUGCAGUCUCUUUCCACUACUUCAAAUAUGUUCUUGAAAGCUUGGCGGUCUUAAGAAUUGUUUGGCAGGAGGUUUUCAGCAGCUCUUGAGGGGCUUGCUCGUAGUGUUUUUAGCUCUAAAAUCUUAUCUGAAGAUCUACAAUCUUAUGACUGCUCCAGCAUCCUAAAUUGAAAUGUGAUGCUUAUAUUUAGUUUAGCUCUUCAGCUCCGCAGCUGGUUUCUGCUAGGGAGUGUUAGGUCCUUGUAUUCAAUAUUGGUGUCUGGUGAAGCUUCCUGUUUAGAGCGAGCCUAUUUCCCCGAUCUCUGGAUUUGGAUAUGCCACAGUUUCAAGAAAGACCAUGGCUGCACAGCAGUAGCUAUUGGGAGGCAAGGACACAGUCAACAGGUCCCCAGGCUAUCAGGCCUGGCAUUUACUCUUCUCACUUCCAUAUUUCUCAAAGUGAGCUCUCAAAAAUAUGAAGUGUUCGGUUUUGAUCCUCUGGGACCCCUGGGUGAGUGAAGGCAGAUGGUCAUUGGUGAUUUUCCAGCGUCACUUGCUUCUUCUUUUUCUUAGUUGGUCCUCUUUCCUUUCCUUUAGGGUGGGGGAGGGGUAUUUGAAGUGGGAUCAGAUAAAUUCCUAAAGUUGAAAAUAUUAAUGUCCAGUAAUGCUUCGAGACAUAUUCUUCUGUUCUUCCUUAUGUAUAUUAGAUACACAAAUCCUGCACACCAUGGUGUGCUUUGAUAAAGAUUCUUCAUUUCUUACACCCGUAUAAUUUGCGAUGCUUGAUUUAGUGUUCCAAUCCGAUACAGAAAUUGACUAUUAAUUAUCCAAAAAAAAAAAUGUGUAGUCUACAUUCUAUCUUAGUAGAUCCUCCCAUUUACAAUAUUGCCCACCUGCUAAUGCUCGGUAAUAC
Messenger RNA from Beta vulgaris subsp. vulgaris (sugar beet), 3401 nucleotides. RefSeq lists its product as hypothetical. Bases 879 to 2483 code for a protein of 534 amino acids. The record is from RefSeq and is a predicted model, not a curated record. NCBI's taxonomy places the organism in Eukaryota, Viridiplantae, Streptophyta, Magnoliopsida, Caryophyllales, Amaranthaceae. The transcript has 7 exons.